ACAGUUCCUAAAAAAACGAGCAAGAAAGAGGUUUAAAGAAUACAAGGAUGAAACUGAUGAAGUAAGGAUUGCCCGUAAAAUUAUUGAAGCAAAACAGGCAUUGUAUCGCCUUAAGAGGGCUAACGUAUUUGACCUUAAGGCAGUAACUCGUGUGUUAGAGUGGACGUAUGGGAGAAAAGGACAAAUGAGACAUAAAAUGCUAGAGUCAAUCAUCAAUGAACCCAGCCCAGCACCAAAACCCAUUGUUAGGGGAUUUCCUCGGACUGCACCUCCUCGAAUGUCUCCAUCCCUUAAAACAUUAUUAGUUUCUCAAGGAAAAUCUUUGUAUCCGGUAUUACCCGUACCAAAGCAUAAACCCUUGUAUCCGUCUCGGAGAGCGAAUUUAUUAUGGCGGCAUUACUCGAAAAAUAUGAAAUCAAUCAUGCCACCUAUUAAUGAUAAAUUAUUGGAUGAAAUAGAGAAAAAGGCAGGAAAAGGCACCCUAACAAGCGAAGGAGUUGGAUGGCGUGAGUCAAUCCCGUCAAAUACCGAGUACAACAUAGAUGGAAAAAAAUUCUUGACUCUUCCUCCAAAUACUGGAGCCCCGAAGCACUCACGAGAUCGGGUUAAAGAAGGCCCAUAUAAAACCUCUAAUCCGCAUAACCCUAGGCCUCGUUUCAUACGCAGGAUCUAUCAGAGACUCUUGACCGAUAUCCCCAUAUUAAAAGAAAAAAAAAUCGAAUCGGAAAGUUCCACGGUCUUGGGUUCGCAAAUCCCUAAGAAUUUAGAAAAUGUUGAAAAGAAAUCGUCCAUGGAUCAAAAACAUUAUAUUAUUACAAAAUCUCCAUGGUCAAGAGGGCGUCCGGUUCCACUGGUGAAUCCGAAGGAUAGACAAGGGUUGAAUGUUGAAGAAAUAAAGAAUUUCUUAGAAAGAAAAUCUAAGAAAAGGUCAUCACUCGAGUCUAAAUUUCAAUGCGAUUUUUGGAGUCUUCAAAGUCUUAAAAAGACCUCAAUUGUUAAUCCCACACAUGAUCAUAUUCGCGAUAUAAAUUUUGAGUUAUUAAAAAGUAAAGGUAUACAAGUAUUGGCUUUCGACAAAGACAAUACGCUCACCGCUCCAUACAUUGAUAAAUUACAUGAACCUUUUGAGGCCGCGUGGGAAGAAUGCAAAAAGCAGUUUGGGAAGGAGAAUAUUGUAAUCAUAUCGAAUUCGGUCGGAACCGCAGAUGAUCCUGGAUAUAAAAAUCGUAUGUCUGGACAGGCACGGAGUGUGGAAGAAUCUUUAGGUGUUCCGGUGUUAAGACAUAAAUCGAAGAAACCUGACGGGGGACCCGAAUUGAUCGCCCACUUUGUUUCUAUUCCUCCCACUAAAAUCGCCAUUAUUGGCGAUCGUCUGCUCACUGAUGUUUUGUUCGGAAAUAUGAACGGGAU
Messenger RNA from Acaulospora morrowiae, 1410 nucleotides. NCBI's taxonomy places the organism in Eukaryota, Fungi, Glomeromycota, Glomeromycetes, Diversisporales, Acaulosporaceae. The record is from the annotation of a GenBank genome assembly.